GGAAGGAGUUGUCAAGCUCUUACUUCGAAAGGCCCCGGCGGAAGCGAGAGCCAGGUGUGAGUUUGUAACUUGAGUGGAGCUCACCGGGGCUCGGUUGACAAUAACACAGGAAGAAGCAACGGCAGCUUUUGUUGUUGGUGUCUGUUGGAACAUGGCUCAGCAUGGACAUCAUGGAGCCAGUUCUCAGAAGGCGCUCAUGCUGGAGAUGAAAAGUGUGCAGGACGAGCCGGUGGAAGGAUUUAAGAUCACUUUGGUGAACGAGUCUGACAUGUACAACUGGGAAGUGGCCAUCUUCGGACCCCCCAACACUCACUACGAGGGGGGCUACUUUAAGGCUCUUCUCAAGUUCCCAGUGGACUACCCCUACUCUCCACCUGCGUUCCGCUUCCUCACCAAAAUGUGGCAUCCUAACAUUUACGAGAAUGGAGACGUGUGCAUCUCAAUCCUGCACCCACCAGUGGAUGACCCCCAGAGUGGUGAGCUGCCCUCGGAGAGGUGGAACCCCACACAGAACGUGAGGACCAUCCUACUCAGCGUGAUCUCUCUGCUCAACGAGCCCAACACCUUCUCCCCCGCCAACGUGGACGCCUCCGUCAUGUACCGCAGGUGGAGGGAAAGCAAAGGCAGGGACCGGGAGUACAUCGACAUCAUCAGGAAGCAGGUGCUGGCCACCAAAGGUGACGCAGAGCGCGAUGGCGUGAAGGUGCCCGUCACGCUGGACGAGUACUGCGUCCGCACGCAGGUGCCGCCCACGGACGACGGCUCCAACCUGCUGUACGACGACUACUACGACGACGAGGACAUGGAGGACGAGGAGAACGAGAACGAGGACUGUUGCUACGACGACUCGGGCACCGAGGAUUCCUGACCUCCUCCGCCACGCCUUCUUCCUCUGGAACCUUGGCCACGCCUCCUCCUCCUCCUCCACCUGUGUGGCACCUUCCCACACACUGACUUCUCAGAUACAUAGUGGGAUGAAGAUGAGCUGAUUGCAGUUCCACUCCUAAGUGUGUGUGUGUGUGUGUGUGUGUGUGUGUGUGUGUGUGUGCGCGUGUGCGUGUGUGUGUCGGAAGCCCUGCCAUGUUUCUUUCACCUCUGACCUUUUAAAGCCCACUUGAGCCGUUCACACCCUCGUGCCUUCCCUCCACGACCUUCCUCCCCCACCUUGCUUGAGUAUUUCCUUAGUGGACACUUAGGGACGUUCCCUCACAAGGUGGACCAGACCACGUGAGCGUCGUCCACCUGCUGGAACCUUCUGCUCUUUAUAGCCAACAGACGCCGUUCGUGGCUUGGAGAUCAAACGGAGUCGGGGAGCAGACGAGGAAUCCUGCGACGGUCCUUCACCCCCCCACACCCCCCUGUUUUCCUGAGUCCAACUGAAAGCUAAAAAGCAGUAUUUGUACAGGUGCAUCGUGUCAGGAGGUCAGGGGUCAACGUGGACACACUGUCCAUUCCGGUUUGGAAUCUUCUCUAAUGCAAAAAAAAAAAAAAAAAAAAAAAAAGGUCCUCCAUUUUUACAUGUUUGUUUGUUAAAAGGGCUGAGAGGUUUUUCCCGUGCAGUCUUUGUCUUUCCACGUGUGGAGUGAUGAGGAGAGCACACAUGUGACGCCAUCAUGUGACCCCUGUGGGUUUACAUCUGCAUAUAGAAGCAACACUUCAGGAAAACACCUUUUUCACUCCAUGGACUGUUUACAAUCUACCUUCACAUGCACACCUGGAUGCUUUUGUUUUCUAUUUAAAAUAAAGAUCUUUAUUAGA
Molecule: messenger RNA, 1758 nt
Organism: Nerophis lumbriciformis (worm pipefish)
Lineage: Eukaryota; Metazoa; Chordata; Actinopteri; Syngnathiformes; Syngnathidae
Product: ubiquitin-conjugating enzyme E2 R1-like
Source: RefSeq, a predicted model, not a curated record